CAUCAGAAAUAUACGCAUCUACACAUCUAAAUAUAAGCAUCUAAAUGAAUCAACAUCUAAAAACAUCACUCAACAAAAAGUGAAGAGAAGUUGUGGCAUCCAGGAAGACAUGCAGUUGAUUAGCUUCCAAAUGCUUGCUUGCUCAUGUAAGUUCUAAUAUAGGAAUAUCUACAUCAUUUUCUCCAUCAUUUCCAAACCUUUAGAAAGUGGAAUUAGCACCUCCAUGUUUUGAGCCAGGACAGACAACAUCUAUGACUACCUUAGUCCUGAUUUUAACCUUCUGCAGUUGGACCCAUGUAAGGGGACACUUGCACCCUUACGCCCACCGGUAAAGAUGACCAUCCUGACUAGACAUCUACCGAACACUUGCUAAUCUCUAUCUGAUGUCACUUGACCUUUCAAUUGUUGAUUGGCAGAAACAGGGGUCAGAUUAUUUUCCUUCAAGGUCGUCAUUUUCCGGAACUAGGCUUGUGACUUGGUGGGCUAAGUGGCAUCAGGAGCUAGGAGGCAAUCUGACGUCCCUGAAAGGUUGUCUCUCUGGUACGGCUAUAAAAGCACUCUUAUGGUCUUCAGGCAUCAGAGAGUGUCAGAGGAUGGUUUGGCGUGCAUAGAAAGAGACACACACACACAGCCAUACGUUCACAGACUGCACGGGAGAGACGCUGAGGAGAAACUUUACGAAGAAGGAGUACAAUCUUACCGUGCGACAGUGAUGUUGAAAGGACUAAAGAUGCUGUGUCUUGUAUGGACGUUGGCCAUGGCAAUGCUUUGCGUCCUCGCUAUGGAAGUCAGCAGUCAAUGCUGGGAGAGCGCCUACUGCCAAGACCUCAGCUCCGAGGAGAACAUGUUGGAAUGCAUUCAGCUGUGUAGGUCAGACCUCACAGCCGAAACCCCAGUCUACCCCGGCGAUGGCCACCUCCAGCCCCCAGAGCAAGAGGGGAAUGACGUAGACUCUCUGCCCGCCCUCCCCCUCACCCCCGCAGGGUCCCCCCAGGACCUGUCCGAGGGGAAGCAGGCCUUCCCCAGGCACGAGGAGAAGCGCUCCUACUCCAUGCAGCACUUUCGCUGGGGCAAACCAGUUGGCCGCAAGCGCCGGCCCAUCAAUGGCUCCGACAAUGGUGCGAAAGAUGAGUCUGCCAAGGCACUGCCGGCGGAGAUGCGGAGAGAUGCGGACUACGGCCUGGACAAAGAGGAGAACAUGCUGGCUGGGCUGCUUCAGCAGAAGAAAGACGGCUCGUAUAAGAUGAACCACUUCAGGUGGAGCGGGCCGCCAGCCAGCAAGCGGUACGGCGGCUUCAUGAAGUCAUGGGACGAGCGGAGCCAGAAACCCCUGCUGACUCUCUUUAAGAACGUCAUCAACAAGGACGCACAGCAGAAGAAAGAUCAGUGAAUGGAGUGGGGCGGGGAUGGGGGUGGGGGGGGUGCGGAGAAGGGAAGCGAGAGAAGGAGCGAGAGAGGAGAGGAGAGCAGAUGGAUGAGAUGGAUGAAGGGAGAGAACGUGAAGGAGAGAGGAGGUGAGGAAAAGAAAGGAAAAAAGGAUACACGACACUGACCCAUGAGAUUUUCCCCUCGCUUUUUGUUUCCCUCCGUAAAGAGGGGACAUAUUUGCUUUUUCUCCCCUUACUAACCCUAGCACACAGUAAGUAGAUUGCUCUGUAAUAUUGCUGGGGGUACCAAAAGUAACUCCAUAAUUAACAUUGCUAUCAAGAAAUAAAUUCUGAAUAUUGUACA
Messenger RNA from Clupea harengus (Atlantic herring), 1731 nucleotides. Its product is annotated as pro-opiomelanocortin-2-like. Gene Ontology annotation, molecular function: neuropeptide hormone activity. Gene Ontology annotation, cellular component: extracellular region. Gene Ontology annotation, biological process: neuropeptide signaling pathway. NCBI's taxonomy places the organism in Eukaryota, Metazoa, Chordata, Actinopteri, Clupeiformes, Clupeidae. The record is from RefSeq and is a predicted model, not a curated record.